Messenger RNA from Morchella sextelata, 204 nucleotides. RefSeq lists its product as uncharacterized. Bases 1 to 204 code for a protein of 67 amino acids. The record is from RefSeq and is a predicted model, not a curated record. NCBI's taxonomy places the organism in Eukaryota, Fungi, Ascomycota, Pezizomycetes, Pezizales, Morchellaceae. The transcript has 2 exons.
AUGGCACCGCGAAUUACCACCUCAGAUAAGGACAUACAUCUUGAAAGCUCUGUAUACAACUUAACACGCAUACCCCGGAGUAAUAUUUCGGCCCUGCUCAGUUUUGUGAGCUCUGUAAGGAGUGUGGUAGACGACAUGCUAGGUAAUAUCAAAGCUAUGUUAAUAUGCUUUACUGUACGGUUUCAAGAUUUCAAUGAUGGCUGA